AUGACUGAACUGUUUUCUAUGGCUGGACUGAUUGAUCCUUGGGAUGGACUAGUUGUUUCUGUCAAAGAAGAAUUUGUCAUCCCUUUGGAUUGUGAUGGUAUUCCUGGUGUCGCUGAUGCUGCUAAUAGUGAUAUAACUGUCGGUGGUUGUAAUGUCACUGUUGUGUCACCGUUUGUGCAAAUUUCGUCCGCUCUACAGCAAGUACCAUCUCCGCAAUCUAUAGCACAGGGAGCCCUUGCCAUCAAAAUUGAGUUUUUGGUGAAUUUUUCGUCAACAACACUUCGCCUAAGAAGAAAUAAUUCGUCUUUUCUCCAAUCUAGAAGCGCUGUAGCAAAAAUAAAAUUGCUGAAGUGA
Ambispora gerdemannii is the source of this 354-nucleotide messenger RNA. The record is from the annotation of a GenBank genome assembly. NCBI's taxonomy places the organism in Eukaryota, Fungi, Glomeromycota, Glomeromycetes, Archaeosporales, Ambisporaceae.